Messenger RNA from Monascus purpureus, 1941 nucleotides. NCBI's taxonomy places the organism in Eukaryota, Fungi, Ascomycota, Eurotiomycetes, Eurotiales, Aspergillaceae. The record is from the annotation of a GenBank genome assembly.
CUGAAAGGGAGUUCUUGCACAAAAAUGUCACAGACAACAACCGGCGAAUUCACUACUCCCACCACCACUACUCCUACUCUUGCUGCUGCUGCUACCGCAGCUAACUGGAAAGCCAUCGUUACCCAGAAACAAGAAGAAUGCAAACGCAAAAUCCCCCCAGCCUGGCUCCUUCCAGAAUCAAUCACCUCCGCGCUGAAAUUGCCGCUUGAUACUAACCCCAACAAGCUCCUGGAAUUGGAUAUCCCGCGCCGCUCGGGGAUCCUGACGGAGCACGAGUUGAGCAUCACCGAAGACUUCACGGUGGGGGAGUUGUUGGGGAAGUUGGCGGCGGGCCAGUUGAGUUCGGUGGAGGUGACGGUUGCGUUUUCGAAGAGGGCUGCUAUUGCACAGCAACUGACGAGAUGCUUGACAGAGACAUUCUUCGAAGAAGCGCAGAAACGCGCGGCGGAGUUGGACGAACGUCGUGCACGAGGGGAACCGCUGGGUCCUUUGCAUGGACUACCUAUCAGCUUGAAAGAUACCUUUCAUAUCAAGGGACAAGAGACCAAUAUUGGCUAUGUGGCUCUCGUGGGAUCUGUUCAGACUUCCAACUCGGCGCUCGUUGACAUCCUCCUCGAAUUAGGCGCUGUGCUGUAUGUCAAGACGAAUAUUCCCCAGACGUUGAUGACGGCCGACUCAGACAACCACGUAUAUGGACGAGUUCUCAACCCUCACAAUACGGCGAUCAACGCUGGCGGAUCGAGCGGCGGCGAAGGAGCGCUCAUCAGCUUCCGCGGAUCACUACUUGGAGUAGGGACAGAUGCUGCCGGAUCGGUCAGGAUCCCAGCCCUAUGCUGCGGAAUAUACGGCUUCAAACCCAGCACCGCCCGAAUUCCAUACGGCGGACAAGCCCGCAGCGAGCUACCACGCCUAGGACAGAUCCUCGCCGUAGACGGACCGCUAGCAAAAGACUUCGACUCCCUGGAAUUCUUCUUCAAAACCGUCCUAGACGCCGAGCCGACUCGCUUCGACAGCACCGCCCUCCAUGCCCCUUUUAGAAGCAACGCCCAGUUGCUCGCCAGCAAGGACGGCAAGCUCACCGUCGGCAUCCUCGCAGAAGACCCCGUCUACCCGCUACAACCGCCCGUGAAACGAAUCAUUAACGAGGCGGUUAUCAAGCUGCUCGCAGCAGGUCACCGGAUCGUCCAGCUAGACGCGGCUGAGUGCCAGAUAGACGGUGCCAAUGAGAUUGCCAUGGAAAUGUUCCGUCUCGAUGCAAGCGUAUUACCCAACAUGAUCGCUCAAGGCGGGGAGCCCCCUGUGCCCUCCGUAGCGGCGCUUUACGGCUCCCCACAACCAGACCGGUUCAGACAUAUCGCCGGUAUUGAGAAGUUACAGGGCUUGCAUAGACAGGCGUUCUUGAAUCUGAAGAGGCAUCAAGUCAAGGAGGCCUGGCGGAAGAUCUGGAUCAAUAAUAAGCUGGAUGUUGUGCUUGGUCCGGGGGCACAGAAUACCGCUGUGCGACAUGAUACGUAUGGCUGGGCACCGUAUACUUGUCUUUUGAACGUUCUGGAAUAUCCUGCUGUCGUCAUUCCAUUUUCUAGUGCCUCCAAAUCGAAGGAACCAGAGCAUUUCACCAUGCCAGAGCGUACCACAGGGCCAGACUAUGUGCCGGACCUCGUUGAUGGAGCGCCCGGUUCGGUGCAAUUGUUCGCUCCCGCUAUGCGAGACGAGGAAUGUCUUCUGGCGGCGCGCAUUGUGGAUGAAUGUCUUCGGGAACGGUGAGGGCAGUUUUCAAGUAAUCUUGGAUGGUUAUUUUCGAGCUGUUUUUGGAGAUGAAAUUUGUAGGGAAAUGAGAUGGGUGGAUGGAAGUUUAACAGCAGAACUAUAUCUUGCUUUGAAUGAUGUUUCGUGGGCACGGAUAUAGACUCCAACCAGUCCUACAUCUGGAAAUAGAAAAAU